Molecule: messenger RNA, 1032 nt
Organism: Eremothecium cymbalariae DBVPG#7215
Lineage: Eukaryota; Fungi; Ascomycota; Saccharomycetes; Saccharomycetales; Saccharomycetaceae
Gene: HST2
Product: histone deacetylase HST2
Exons: 1
Coding region: 1-1032 (343 amino acids)
Molecular function (GO): histone deacetylase activity, NAD-dependent; NAD+ binding
Source: RefSeq, a predicted model, not a curated record
AUGUCUGGCAAGAAGGAAUAUCAGGACAUUGGGAGAAUAGUAAAGUAUUUGAAUGACCAUCCCAAAUGUAAGGUGAUGUUUAUGGUUGGUGCUGGUAUAUCUACGUCCUGUGGGAUUCCAGAUUUCCGCACCCCAGGUGUUGGUUUAUAUGAUAACGUCUCAAAGUUCAAUUUGCCCUUUGCAGAAGCAAUAUUUGAAAUUAACUUCUUCAGAGAAAAUCAAAAACCAUUCUAUACUUUGGCUAAGGGAUUAUACCCUGGGAACUUCAAACCAUCGCUAUUUCACUACUUUAUGAGAUUGUUUCAUAUGAAAGGACGUUUAAAGAGAGUUUAUACCCAAAAUAUCGACACGUUAGAAAGUGCAACUGGUAUCGAAGAUGAGUAUAUCAUUGAGGCACAUGGCUCCUUCCGCAAAAAUCACUGUAUUGAUUGUAAUAAGGAGUUUCCCAUGGAACUUUUCAAAAAAGUUUUGGAAGAGGAUAAGGGAUAUGCCAAGUGUCCUAGUUGUAAGGGGUUAAUAAAGCCUAAGAUUGUAUUCUUCGGUGAAGGAUUGCCUGAUGAGUUCUACGAUUCUUGGGACAAAGACAAAGAAGCAUUGCAAUCUGAAGACCAGUGCUUGGUCUUUGUUGCUGGGACUUCGCUAAUGGUUUAUCCAUUUGCUGCAUUGCCAGAAGAUGUACCAGAGCAUUUACCACGCGCCCUUAUCAACAUGGAUCCUGUUGGUGACUUUCUGAAUAAUCCAAGGGAGACGGACAUAAUCUUAGAAGGUACGGCGGACGAAUUCGCGGAAAAAAUAGCACGUGAUCUUGGUUGGUUUGAUGAGUUGAUGAGGAUCAGCGGCAAACAGGAUUCAAAACAAAAGACAACCAGUGUAAAGACAAGUAAGAACCAAAGUAACAAGACGCCUACAGAGAGUGUUAUUGACGAGGGUGGUUUGUGUAGUACCAAGGAGGAUAAGGAACUUUUUGCUAUUACGGAAAAAGUUCGUAAUCUAGAUUUGGAUAAGGAAAAUAAGAAGGAUGAGCAACAGUAA